AUGUCAGACCCCAGCGAAGCGGGUGCGACGCCGCAUAUCACACAACGGGUAACGACAAUUCCUGGAGGAACUACGACAACGACGCGAACGACAACAUACACUGUUCGUAGUGUUCCUGUAAAGACGACGACAAGCUCCUACGCCGUCCGCUCGUCCGCGGUGGCGGCAGGCCCCACUACAAGAAAGGACAGCUUUACUUUCGAUGAUCUCAAACGCUAUUUCGAAGAUCAGGGCAAGCUGAUCAUGGAAGAUCCGCGGACGAAACACCUCAUUGAGUCUGGCCAGGCGACUUGGGAAGACGUCAAGAAGUAUCUGGAUACGCGCGCGCCACGAGCAUGCCCUGUAGAAGGAAGCAACGUGGUCUACAGUGCAACAGGUGGAUACUGGUACCCCGUCGUAACGGGCACAGCCAUGGUCGCUGCUCCCAACUCUAUUUUCGAGGUGGGGCCAGAUUCGGCGGAGAUCUGUAAUAAGAUAUCCUUCCGCCCCCGCCUUGAUGCGUACUACGACGCCAAUGGCAAGAGACUUGUUUUGUUUUUCGACCUUCCUGGGUUCGAGAAGAAGGAUGUCGAGAUAGAGUUGGACAAGGGCGCACUUGCAGUCUCUGGUGAACGACCGAAGUCGGACGACAGCACGACCACGCCAGACGGCAAGGAUCUCAUAAAAGAACGGCUCUUCGGGUUCUUCUAUAGGAAGUUCCAGCUGCCCGCAAACGCGGUGGAAGAUAGCAUCAAGGCUUCCAUGGAGCAGGGCGUACUGGAAGUGGCGAUCGGCCUCAAGGACGAAAGCACACCGACCAAAAAGAAAAUUGACGUGCAGUAG
This is a messenger RNA of Besnoitia besnoiti, 822 nucleotides long. RefSeq names its product heat shock protein HSP29. The record is from RefSeq and is a predicted model, not a curated record. The coding region runs from base 1 to 822 and encodes 273 amino acids. The transcript is spliced from 4 exons. Lineage: Eukaryota; Apicomplexa; Conoidasida; Eucoccidiorida; Sarcocystidae. Gene Ontology annotation, biological process: protein folding; response to salt stress; response to heat.